AUGAAUAAACACGCGUGUUCUUCGAGUUUCAAUAAUGAAAAUAUUAUCAGAUUGAUUCAACUUUAUGAAUUUCACCGAGUCUUGUGGUAUAGCACACUAACUGAUUAUCGAAAUAACGAUUUAUGCCAAGAUGCAUGGAAGGCAAUUUCAAAUGAACUGAAAAUUCCAAUAGGUGAAUUAAAAAAAAAGAUGACAACUUUAUUAGCAUCACAUACUUCAAUAAUAAUAGUAGAUAUGGACUGUUUAGAUAUGCGAAACAGAUAUUGUAAACUUGUAUAUGAGUCCCCGGUGCCCAAAAACCUUAACGUCACGGAUAGCCUUUCUCUGGCUAUUCUCUCGACUCGGACUGACAGAAAAUCAGACUCGGAGUCUGAAAGUGAGUCCUCACGUCCUCCAAAUAAAAGAAUUAAAACCAAUGACGUAAAUUCGGACCCGCGGUUCGAAGCACUAAUACACCAAGUAAGUCACCUUACUAAUUGUCUUCAAUAUUAUUUGCCUAUAAAUACAGCAUUGCCUUCUACAUCAAAUACAUUAUUGCCUUCUACGUCGAAGGCAUGCCCUACUGACAGUUCCGAAUUCUUAGUAAAGCCAAAUUCAAAUCAGCUCAAUUUAGGUGAGGUCUUCACUGUUACUGACAAUAACAAAGUAAUAAAGAAUGCAUCGCAAAGUCGUUUGGAAUCCUUAGUAAAAUUACAACACUUUGGAACUGAGGAGUGGAAAGAGGUAAAAUAUUCUAAGGUCUUACAAAAUUUUUUAGCCAAACCAGGUUUUAUCGAACUAAAGAUUAAUGAUGAAUUGUGUCACCUGAAUAAGGGAAAAGACUACUUAGCAAACACAGAAAAAACUUUGGCUGGUCUUACAAAUGGCUUGUUAGAACACAAGGAAAUUGUACGGAGCAAUUUACAAGAGAUUGUAAAUUGGUCAAAUAACUCGUCAAGUGAUUUGACACCAGAAAAUCUGUUUAAUAAGAUUAUGACAGUGUUUGGACCUAACACUCAAUAUUAUAAGAAUAUGGAACAAAUUGUACAAGUUGUCUGUGGGAAGAGAACAGAGUGCAUAGAAAUAAGACGAGAACGCAUUUUAUCAGAGAUCUCAAAUAAAAACCUACAAGCUACUCUCAGAAAGCUGCCUCCAAGUGCAGAACACCUUUUCGAGCAUAAUAGUUUAUUACCGGUGAUACAAUCUCUAGGAGGGACAAGUGUGUGGCUUAAUAUGCCAACUUAUUUGAAAGAAAAUAAAAUACCUAAGAAACGACAAUAUGAACCUGCAACUGCAACUUCAAUAUAUCACCAAUCUUCACAGGGGAACCGUAGCACUGCAUACCGUGGUAACAAAAAAAAUAGUAAUAAAAAAUUUAAGAAAGAACAAAGAGGUAGUAACAGUUCCUUUCGCCCCAAAGAAAAAAAAUGA
Molecule: messenger RNA, 1410 nt
Organism: Parnassius mnemosyne (clouded apollo)
Lineage: Eukaryota; Metazoa; Arthropoda; Insecta; Lepidoptera; Papilionidae
Source: the annotation of a GenBank genome assembly